Messenger RNA from Didymella exigua CBS 183.55, 162 nucleotides. RefSeq lists its product as uncharacterized. The transcript has a single exon. NCBI's taxonomy places the organism in Eukaryota, Fungi, Ascomycota, Dothideomycetes, Pleosporales, Didymellaceae. The annotation marks the transcript as partial. The record is from RefSeq and is a predicted model, not a curated record.
GAAUUAGAUCUAGUUAAGUAUAUAGAGGAGCUGUCAGCGCGUCACUUACUACCUACAAGGCGUAUAGUACAGAAUUUCGCAUCCUCUGUUGCCUUACAGCCCUGCUCUAAUAGCUGGGUUCAGUGCUUCCUGCACUGUCAUCGGAAUCAGCUCACGUCCUAA